This is a messenger RNA of Antechinus flavipes (yellow-footed antechinus), 1255 nucleotides long. Its product is annotated as histone H2A type 2-A. Gene Ontology annotation, cellular component: nucleosome. The transcript has a single exon. The record is from RefSeq and is a predicted model, not a curated record. The coding region runs from base 91 to 483 and encodes 130 amino acids. Gene Ontology annotation, molecular function: structural constituent of chromatin; DNA binding; protein heterodimerization activity. Lineage: Eukaryota; Metazoa; Chordata; Mammalia; Dasyuromorphia; Dasyuridae.
CCCGGCGCGGCGGGCCGAAGCACCAGUGUAGUUUUUCCAGUUGGCGAUUGACUCAGCUGUGUCGUACUCGCACCCGUCCUCGUACUCGUCAUGUCUGGCCGCGGAAAGCAGGGUGGCAAGGCUCGCGCCAAGGCCAAGUCUCGGUCCUCCCGGGCCGGUCUGCAGUUUCCCGUAGGCCGUGUGCACCGCCUGCUGCGCAAGGGCAACUACGCCGAGCGGGUCGGCGCCGGCGCCCCCGUUUACAUGGCGGCGGUGCUGGAGUACCUGACGGCCGAAAUCCUGGAGCUGGCUGGCAACGCCGCCAGGGACAACAAGAAGACUCGCAUCAUCCCCCGCCACCUCCAGUUGGCCAUCCGCAACGACGAGGAGCUCAACAAGCUGCUGGGCAAGGUGACCAUCGCCCAGGGCGGCGUGCUGCCCAACAUCCAGGCCGUCCUGUUGCCCAAGAAAACCGAGAGCCACCACAAGGCCAAGGGCAAGUAAGCCGACUCGGCUCCCGGGGCCGAAAGGCUCACUCCCGAAACCAACGGCUCUUUUCAGAGCCACCCACCCCGUCAGAGAAAAGGGGCUGUUGCCGAACUUCCAGUUGCGUUCCCGAUCCCGGUGGCGGCGUGACAUGCCGCGUACGUACCCUAACCCUAAAUGCGUCCCCCCAGUCCCGGCACGAACCGGAGCCAGCCCACUCGAUAAACCCGAGCGGAGGCGACAAGUCCCCGCUUCCCUUAGCGAAGUCGGGUCAGCACCCCGGUCUCGCUCUCGCCUCGCCCCGUUGGCUACUCUUUCCCCCCCUCCCCCCCGGCCCGAAAGCUGUUGGUGUCAACGUCCAGUGCCACUUUAUCCCGGAACGAAAGGCGACCAAGUUUUGUCCAGCGCCUCGACGUACUGUACUUGUCAGAAACGACCGGCGUGUCCGACUGCCGUCCGCGGGGCGAUGACCCCAGGGCGUCGGAAAUCACUAAAGUGCCCGUAUCCCAAACUUUCCCUGGGAUAACUCGGGAGCGAAGCUCCCAGCCAAUCCGCCGCUUAGGCGGGCUUUUCGUUCGCAGUCCUAAGCCCCAUACGCAAAGGAACCCUGAGAGGGGGGAACGGGGUGGUGGUGGUGGUGGUGACACCGUGGAGGGAGGAAGAGACGGGACUAAGGAUGGUGGUGGCGGAAGAGUUUCUGGCUGCCGGUAGUAGUAUCCCGCACCUUUAGGACUACUGUUGUAACGGGAGGGAGAAGGUGGAAAUAAAACCGAAGUUCCUGGUUCUCGUC